AUGACGCCACGAUGCACUGCCACAUGGCUGAGUCAUACGGCUCACAUAAUAGUCCGACGCCGAGCCCAACCAUAUGCGCCUUCGGUUGCUAUAGUGGGUCAAGGGCUUUGGCACGAAAACCCUGACGUUCUCACAAAAAAGUUGUCCCAAACAAGCGUCAAUCUACAGCUCACGCCCGCGACCACCGCCCAAUCCACCAAUUUCCCUACAGUACGGCGAUACUCCCGAUCCAACGCGCAUUUUCCCAUCCAGCUUACCAUCCUUCAGGUCGCAACAAUGGACGCCUCCAAGCAGCCCGUCAAGCUCGUCAAGGUCACCCGAGUCCUCGGCCGAACCGGUUCCCGUGGUGGUGUCACCCAGGUCCGCGUUGAAUUCAUGGACGACCAGACCCGAUCCAUCAUCCGAAACGUCAAGGGCCCAGUCCGUGAGGACGACAUCCUUUGCCUCCUCGAGUCCGAGCGCGGGGCGGCCAGAGGAAAUCUUCACUUCUUCAACCUUCCAACAUCUCACAAGAUUCUUCAAAGCUUCAACACCUCUAUUGGUCUAUCACUCGUAAUGUCAGUACCCAAGCCUCCGGCCGGACAUUUCAACGUCCUUUUCUUUGCCAGUGCGAGUUCCUUCACUGGCAAAGACCAUGAAGCUCUGCCAGCCACUAUGACGCUCAGCAAGCUCUUCGCCGAGCUCGAGAACAGAUAUCCUGGCAUCAAGGCAAAAAUCCUUGAUUCGUGCCUUGUUACUGUCAACCUCGAUUAUGUAGACUUGCCCAAUGAGGAGGGGGCAGAAGACACGAUGAUCCGCGAAGCAGACGAAGUGGCAAUCAUCCCUCCCGUCAGCUCUGGUUAA
Molecule: messenger RNA, 843 nt
Organism: Fusarium venenatum
Lineage: Eukaryota; Fungi; Ascomycota; Sordariomycetes; Hypocreales; Nectriaceae
Source: RefSeq, a predicted model, not a curated record